This is a messenger RNA of Choloepus didactylus (southern two-toed sloth), 4744 nucleotides long. RefSeq names its product 4-aminobutyrate aminotransferase (gene ABAT). The transcript has 16 exons. Bases 303 to 1805 code for a protein of 500 amino acids. Gene Ontology annotation, molecular function: pyridoxal phosphate binding. Gene Ontology annotation, cellular component: mitochondrion. NCBI's taxonomy places the organism in Eukaryota, Metazoa, Chordata, Mammalia, Pilosa, Megalonychidae. Gene Ontology annotation, biological process: GABA catabolic process. The record is from RefSeq and is a predicted model, not a curated record.
UCUCUGGGUACCAGCCGCAGGCAUCCUUUUCCCCAGCCUGCUUGGCUUCCGAGGGGCUUUCUCCCUCCUCUGGCUGCGCCUGUGGUCUGGGAACGGCCUGGAAGCCCAGUGCAGCCCCGGAGAGGGCAGCUGGCAGCUGGCAGGAGCACUUAGGCUGAACACAGCCAGCCGCGUCCCCGAGGCUCUGCAGCAUGGCGUAAAGGAGGCAUUUUAAGCAGGAGAGCUGGGCUGGCUGCAGGACCCUGCCUACUUGGCACCGACUGAGGCGCCUGGCCGGGGCUCUGUGGCUGAAGGGCAGGACCAUGGCCUCCAUGUUGUUCACCCGGCAGCUGGCCAGUGGCAUCCAGCACACCUACCGUCUGCUCAGGCCCGGCUCCAGACACAUCAGUCAAGCCGCAGCCAAAGUCGACGUGGAAUUUGAUUACGAUGGGCCUCUGAUGAAGACGGAAGUCCCAGGGCCUAGAUCUCAGGAGUUAAUGAAACAGCUGAAUAUAAUUCAGAAUGCCGAGGCCGUGCACUUUUUCUGCAAUUAUGAAGAGAGCCGAGGCAACUACCUGGUCGACGUGGACGGCAACCGGAUGUUGGAUCUUUAUUCCCAGAUCUCCUCUGUCCCCAUAGGUUACAGCCACCCUGCCCUCGUGAAACUCAUCCAGCAGCCUCAGAACGCGAGCAUGUUCGUCAACAGACCUGCCCUGGGAAUCCUGCCGCCAGAGAACUUCGUGGAGAAGCUGAGGGACUCCUUGUUCUCAGUGGCCCCCAAAGGGAUGUCCCAGCUCAUCACCAUGGCCUGUGGCUCCUGCUCCAAUGAAAACGCCUUCAAGACCAUCUUCAUAUGGUACCGGAGCAAGGAGAGGGGCCAAACGGGCUUCUCCAAAGAGGAGCUGGAGACCUGCAUGAUCAACCAGGCCCCCGGUUGCCCCGACUACAGCAUCCUCUCCUUCAUGGGCGCCUUCCACGGGAGAACCAUGGGUUGCUUAGCGACCACCCACUCUAAAGUCAUACACAAGAUCGACAUCCCAUCGUUCGACUGGCCCAUUGCGCCGUUCCCGCGGCUGAAGUACCCCCUGGAAGAGUUUGUGAAGGAGAACCAGCAGGAAGAGGCCCGCUGCCUGGAGGAGGUGGAGGAUCUGAUUGUGAAAUAUCGGAAAAAGAAGAAGACGGUGGCCGGCAUUAUCGUGGAACCCAUCCAGUCCGAGGGCGGAGACAACCACGCAUCGGAUGACUUCUUCCGGAAGCUGAGAGACAUCUCCAGGAAGCACGGCUGUGCCUUCUUGGUGGAUGAGGUCCAGACGGGCGGCGGCUGCACCGGCAAGUUUUGGGCCCACGAGCACUGGGGCCUGGACGACCCAGCGGAUGUGAUGACCUUCAGCAAGAAGAUGAUGUCCGGGGGCUUCUUCCACAAGGAGGAGUUCAGGCCCAAUGCCCCUUACCGGAUCUUCAACACCUGGAUGGGGGACCCAUCCAAGAACCUGCUGCUGGCCGAGGUCAUCAGGGUCAUCAAGAGGGAGGACCUGCUGAGGAACGCGGCCCACGCCGGGAAGGCCCUGCUCACGGGGCUGCUGGACCUCCAGGCCCGGUACCCCCAACUCAUCAGCAGAGCGAGAGGACGAGGCACGUUUUGCUCCUUCGACACUCCAGAUGAAUCCACACGGAACAAACUCAUCCUAAUAGCCAGGAACAAAGGUGUGGUUUUGGGGGGCUGUGGCGACAAGUCCAUCCGUUUCCGUCCCACUCUGGUCUUCAGGGAUCACCACGCACACCUGUUCCUCAAUAUCUUCAGUGACAUCUUAGCCGACUUCAAGUAGACGAACCGUUUCCAUCCACACUCUGAGAAAGCCCCGAUCUCAGCAGUUGUCAGAUUGAUUCGUUUGCCUAAUUCAUGUUUUCACUUAAAAGCGUCAGGGGUGAAUGCAUAAACUGAAGGGGUCUGUGCGGAGGAGGGUCUGGGGGGAGGGGAGGGGGAGGGGCUGGUUUCCACGGUGCGCCCUGCAGAGCCACUGGCAGCUGUUGGUUUAGGCCCAGACAUUCUGCUUGAGCCCUGGACACAGUCUUUUGGGAAGGGCUGUGGGAGCCCUGGUCCCUAUUUCCACCCACCGUUGACCCCACCCAUUUCCUUGGAAGCCAGUCCAGGGAAUUAGAGCUGCUCCGGCGACUGGGCGCCGGCGCUCCUGGGUGCUGGGGCAUCUCCAGUGCCGUGUCCUGCGAUCAGGGGUGCUGGCUGCCCUCCACCCUGUGCAGACAGACACGCUCUCGCCUUCUCACCCCGCCCCCGGAGCUCUGAACACGCGCCAUCCAGUUCGGUGGGGGACAGGGCGGAUCAUAGGAAGGCAGUAAAAGAGAGUCAUUAGGAUUGAGCUUUGGGGGGGUGGUGUGGGAAGAGGUCUUCCAGCCUCCUUAAGACGGGGGGCCCUUAUCUCGAUGCCUCUGGGGAGUCCUCUGUGCUAAGAAUUCUGGCCUUGACGUGGCUUUGCCCUUGGGGGUCUCUUGCUGGCCUCACUGGCAGUUCUUACUCACCGUCCCCCGUUCCCCAAACUCACCUGCUCGUCCUCACUUGCUCAGUGCCAACCUAGACCCCCAGGGGACGCACCUGAGCCUGGAGGUCCGCAGCACAAGCCUGUCACCUGGGAGGGUGAGCCCAGCGGCUGGGGCAGCUUCUUGCUGUUUCGGAGGCAGCCAGCGUCUGCUCUCCGUGGCCCCUCACCCCCAGAAGCUCCUUCUCCAGCUUUGCUCACCCACCUUUCCUCCGCUUCUGAGGAGCCAUGGGAACAGCUUUGCUCUUCUGUCAGAGGGGCCAGUUGCUGGACUAGUUGCCCUCUUGAGGGAAGCAUCAUGAAUUAAAGGCACAAGAGCUCCAGGCAUUGAGAAGUAGCCCAUUGGUUCAGGGUGGCGGCUUUGUACUUGCCAAACAAAGUUAGAGAUUUUGCCGAGAUGAAUAUGGAGAUUACAGGCAAAUGAUACUUAAAUGCUUCACUGGGCUGCGGCUGAGACUAAGUGAUCUCUGCUGGAGGCUCAGACAGCCUUGGAACUGAUUUGACCUCCUACAGUGAUGACGUCCUACAGUGAUGACGUAUCGUUUAGUGGGUAGACUAAGAAAGUCUGGCUUGUAUCCUGAGUCCACAAGGAAGCCACUUCAUCUCCUGGUGCGUUGGUUGAGCGUUUUGGAAGACGGGCACAUCUUGGUUCCUGAUUCAGCAUUUUGUUCUUUUAAUAACUAAUCAUCCAAAGACCUCAGUGUUUUUUAGCUUCCCCUCUAGCGCAGAUUUGGUCACCACUCUGUUUUUGUUGAGAAAUGAAAGGCACUAACAUGUUCGACAGGCAUGUAAGGAUCCAGGAAGUCCAGUUGGCUUUGCAUUCCUGAAGUCAUGGCUGAUCUGUUGCUUUUAAUCGAGUUCUGUUGUUUUUAAGGCCAUUUGCACUGCCAGCUAAAUGGAGACUUGUGCCUCUCCCUCUCUGCAAGUUUUCAUUUAUUUAUCAUUUAUUCAUCCAGCCAUUCGUUCAUCAAGCUUUCAUUAAAUACCUGCUCCAUCCCAGGUCCUGUACUAAGCACUAGAAAUAUGAAAAUGAAAUAAAGCAUAGUCCCUGCUCUCAAGGGAUUCUUACCCUACUGGGGACAACAACUCUUAAACCAGUAAUUAAAGCAGAGUGGCAGGUGCUGUCAGAGGUGUGCACAGUGUCCAGAAAUCAGAGGGAGUGCCCCAAUCCACCUAAACAGAGUCAGAGAAGGUUUCAGGGAGGAAGUGGCAUUUGAGCAGGGUUUUGCAGAAUGAGCAGUUCACCUAGCAGGCAAAGCAAGGAAGAGCAUUUUAGAAAGGGAACAGAAUGUGCAAAGGCAAACUCAACCAAAAUUCAUUCAUUGGCUUAAGAAUUCUCUCCCCUGAGAACUUCAGCAUUGGAUACAAGCAUUCACGAAGCUUCUUGGAUUCUCAAAGGGUUUUAAGCCAGGGAACAGUCAGAAACUUGGCAGAGAGACUGGCUCAAGUAUUUUGUUCUCUUCCCACUGGGCAUUGACACAGGAAUGAAACCAUUUUAUCUGGAAAGUCAUUUCUGGACUUAUUCACUCCUUAUCAAGGGAAGUUACUUAUUGUAAAGAAAAAUUUAAGCCAUUUAUCAACAAGUGCUUGUUGACUCAGGGCACAGUGAGUUUCUGAGACAUCCUCUUUUGGGGGAUAGCUGGAAGAAUUUCAAGGAAAAUAAUGCUCUGCAGAGCUCAGGUGUGGAAAUCUGGAAGCAGCUGGUGAAAACCUGGGGGUGCCCAAUGGAUAGAGAGCCAUCCAGGACAGAGUUCAUGAAGAAGUGCUUCUGUGGCCCAUGGUCUGGAAACAAAUCCAUCACACAUUAGUGCCAUCGAUUUUAGCAAAUGUCUGUAGUAAGUCUUGUCACUGUUACAGAAAACAAGAUCCAGUAAUAGCAAGUCUUAGCACAGCCUCACUUUUAUUAUAAAUGGGUGUUUUUUAUAAUUUUUACUGACACUCAGUAACCAUGCAAAAUUGUGCACAUUAUCUAUAUAUCUAUACCUACCUAUCUAUCUAUGUAUGUCAGCUCUUGGUAGAAAACCAUAGCUAGGGAACCUCACAGACUGACGCAUUCAAAGUGAUUUUGUUUACAGUAUUCUGUUGACAGUGCCAAUAAACGGUGAAGAAGUUAACGUGUCACAUUGUAACUGAUGACUCCAUGCACAAUUCCAUGAAUUAAAUCCAUUUCCUGUGUUAAUCAAUAUUCUUAAAUUAAAAACUUUAUGAUGGAA